GACUGUAAAGCUUUGAUCGACACCGGUCGUGCAGUGGCUGGCACACCAUCAUCUCGCAUUUCAGCCAAACCGUAGCUUUUACUUUCCAAUGGCAGAUGCAUCUUACACUACUACAUCUCUCGACUUGUCCCACGUCCUCUAUGAUGCAUCUUCAAACCUGUCACUCGUCUUGGCACUUCUGACAUUGUCCCCUAUUCUUCUAAUGCCAGCCUAUGCUGUCCUAGCUGUACAGACCCGUGAGCUCACAAUCAUCAACAUGUGGGCUGGCCAGCUUCUCUCAGAAGCGCUCAAUCUAGUCUUGAAGCGUACCAUCAAGCAAGAACGACCCGUUGAUAGCAUGAGCGGCUACGGCUUCCCAUCUUCGCACAGUCAGUAUAUGGGCUUCUUUGCCGCUUUUCUUACUUGUCACCUUUACUACCGACAUCGGUUCUCUCCUACUGGAUGGACAUUUCUCGAUCAGUUAUGGAGAUUCCUGGUGUAUUUUGGAAUCAUGGCAUGGUCUAUCGUAGUGGCUUACUCAAGACUUCAUCUAAGGUACCACACGCCUCACCAGGUCAUUUGGGGGUUUGGCAUCGGCGUCGUCGCCGGUAUCGUACAUUACAUUGUGACCGAGCUGUUACCUGCCCAAAGGCCGCAGUCGGUGUAUGGGCAGGCUAGGAGAGCUCUCCUCGCAAAUCCUGUCUCCACGUGGCUUCAAAUUAGGGAUGGGUGGGCAUUGUGGCCUGAUGGUGGUCGAGAGCUGGAAUGGAAGCAGUGGAGGGCAGAAUGGAACAAGAGAUCGGACUCUACAGCAAAACGCGCGGAUUGAGGGUCUUCGUCUGUAUCAAGGGAUGAAGGAGACAGUAAUCUAGGGAAUUCUACGAUACCAUUGUAAUCUUUUCGGUGUUCGGGAUACAUGAAGCACAUACCAUUAACGCUAACGUC
This is a messenger RNA of Serpula lacrymans var. lacrymans S7.9, 924 nucleotides long. RefSeq lists its product as uncharacterized. NCBI's taxonomy places the organism in Eukaryota, Fungi, Basidiomycota, Agaricomycetes, Boletales, Serpulaceae. The coding region runs from base 89 to 808 and encodes 239 amino acids. Gene Ontology annotation, biological process: protein N-linked glycosylation; lipid biosynthetic process. Gene Ontology annotation, molecular function: dolichyldiphosphatase activity. The transcript has 5 exons. Gene Ontology annotation, cellular component: endoplasmic reticulum membrane; intracellular membrane-bounded organelle. The record is from RefSeq and is a predicted model, not a curated record.